Messenger RNA from Salvia miltiorrhiza (redroot sage), 1820 nucleotides. RefSeq names its product glucan endo-1,3-beta-glucosidase 11. Lineage: Eukaryota; Viridiplantae; Streptophyta; Magnoliopsida; Lamiales; Lamiaceae. The transcript is spliced from 3 exons. Gene Ontology annotation, molecular function: hydrolase activity, hydrolyzing O-glycosyl compounds. Gene Ontology annotation, cellular component: plasma membrane. Gene Ontology annotation, biological process: carbohydrate metabolic process. Bases 482 to 1651 code for a protein of 389 amino acids. The record is from RefSeq and is a predicted model, not a curated record.
AAACAAUUCCGAAAAUAAAUUGUUUAAAAAAGGUUCUAAAAGAAUAACGAGUACGGAAUAAUCGAGCAAGACUUUCAAGUCCAUAAACAAAGUGGACCAGCAAAAUCCAAUCACCGUCCGACACAAAUUGCAUAUAUUUUUACGUUUUCAAUUUUGAUUAUUCCUUCAUAUAUUUCUACGCUCUAUUAUUGAAAAUUUUAAUUUUUUUGCGAGUCUUCACUUCUAAUUCUUCACUCCCUGCUGAAGAAAACGACCGUUAAAACCCGUCCCUUAAACCACCGCCUCUGCCGCCGGCUACCGCCUUUUUUGGGAGAUCAUUAGCUUCUUGCUUUCAAAUACUGCAAGAAAUUUUGUGGGUCGAGUGAAAAUCGAGUCUUGAAUAUAGGAAAGUUGAGAAAGCAGUUGCUGAUGGCUGGUUUUCUGUUUGGGAGGAAGAUUUAGAAAGCUUUUAGUUUGAAGGAGUAGAGAAUUUCCUGAAGCGAUGAAGAUUCUUGGACUUGUGUUCUUGGUUUUCUUUCUCGCACGAGAUGCCCGUCUGGCUAUGGCGUUUACUGGGACUUUUGGGAUCAACUAUGGUAGGAUAGCAGACAAUAUCCCUUCACCCGAGAAAGUUGUAACGCUACUUAAGGCUGCAAAGAUCAAGAAUGUUAGGAUUUACGAUGCUGAUCACAGUGUUCUCAAUGCCUUCAAAGGAACCGGGCUUGAGUUGGUGAUUGGACUUCCCAAUGGUUUCUUGAAAGAAAUGAGUGCUAAUCCAGACCAUGCCCUGACUUGGGUCGAGGAUAAUGUGAAGGCAUUUCUUCCUGAUACGCACAUUGUUGGGAUUGCCGUAGGGAAUGAAGUUCUAGGAGGCGAUGUUGAUCUUUCACAAUCUUUAUUGGGUGCUGCAAAAAAUAUAUACAAUGCCACAAAGAAGCUCGGGAUUGAUAAAGGAAUUCAGAUUUCUACAGCUCAUUCGCAGGCUGUCUUUCAGAAUUCGUACCCUCCUUCUUCUUGUACAUUCACGGAGGGUGUCGCUCCGUUGAUGAAGCCUCUCUUGGAGUUCUUUUCGCAGAUUGGAUCUCCGUUCUGUCUUAAUGCAUACCCGUUUCUGGCUUAUACUUACAAUAAGGGGAAGAUUGAUAUAAACUAUGCUCUGUUUCAGCCAAAUAAGGGAAUAGUUGAUAAUAAAACGGAUUUACAUUAUGAUAACUUGCUGGAUGCUCAGAUCGAUGCAGCUUACGCUGCUCUAGAGAAUGCUGGCUUCAAGAAAAUGGAGGUUAUAAUCACUGAAACUGGUUGGGCAUCUUAUGGGGAUGAAAGUGAAGCUGCUGCAACGCCAAACAAUGCAAGGACGUACCACUUCAAUUUACGUAAAAGGCUAGCCAAGAGAAAAGGGACUCCACUUAGGCCAAAACAUGUAUUAAAAGCAUACAUAUUUGCCUUAUUCAAUGAGGACUCGAAACCAGGCGCCGGCUCUGAGAAAUAUUAUGGACUUUUUAAAGCAGAUGGGAGUAUAUCUUAUGAUCUCGGGCUCCCUGGACUUAAAUCCUCAGCUACUUCAUGUUCGUUCUUCUCCUUUAAGGAGGUUGGAGGUGGAAAAUGGUAUAGAUGGUGUUCCUUGUUAUUCACAAUCUCAGCUUCCACAUUGAUUCUGCUCUUGAGAUUAUGAGGUAAUCCAACUAUAUUUUUUUUUUUAUGUGAUUUCAGAAAUGAAAAAUCACUCCACGUAUACUAUAUUUGGAAUAGUGAUUUGUAGGUGUAGAAUAUGUUUCUUCAACAUUUGCAGACUAUUAGUAACACCAUCGCCUUAUAUCUAUUUCUUCAACAUUAUAACAUCA